AAUAGUGAAACGACAUAACAACGCGUAAACAGCUGGCUGCGAUUGGGAAACAAAAGACAUGGCAGGGGAGGGCAGGCCACAGUUUCGUCGUGUGUUCCUCCAUUGAUAGAAACAAAGCCAGCCUUGUCAUGGAGUAUCAUAAAUAUGAUCCAAACGCGCGCGCAUCCAGAAAGAGCAAAGAUCGAACAAUAGCCACCACCGCUAUGACUCCUCCAUCUUCCUAUUUCCACUACACAAAGUACGCUAAACACUCUUCUCCUAUCCCUUCUCCUUGUUACCCUAAUAACCUUAAUUUCCACCACCAUUCCAACUUUCUUGAACCGCCUCCGCCGCCACAAACACCUCCUCCUCCACCGUUAUUCCCACAAUUCUCCCCUCGAAACCCCCAUUUCUCCUAUAUCCCUAGCCCAAAUCAUCCCCAAAUUCACGAUAACUAUAACCACCAGCGAUCGCACCAUGACCUUCCUCACUCAACUCAAUUGCCUUGGGUUUCUCAUCAAUUGUACGAUGACCGUCAACCGCCGCGUCGUUUACCCGAGUUCGAUCACUGUGUCCAUGAACCCCGACCCGAUUUUACGUUUUUGCGUGAUGAUCAUAUGCAAACUAGGCAUGAAUUGGAAGGUGAUCCUAAUCCUAACUCUAGAUUGGUUCAGGACCGUAAUGUUGUGACUGAUGGUGAGAGUGAGCAUCGUCGUCGUCGUGGUGAAUUUGGAUCUAAUUCUGAUAGAUCUUCUAGUGUUUUCCAAACUGUUUCGAAUCAACUGAGGGGUUUCAAGUCGAAUUCAGGGAAUUAUGAGAAUAGGCGCCGUUUGAAUUAUGAUUAUCAUGAGAAGGGGAGUGCCAACCAGAGGUGGGUUCAUGACAGAGAUGUUAUGGGCGAAUCGCGUGAUUCAUUGAUUGAGUUGGGGAGUAACGAGAUUGGUGAUGGUGAAAAUAGGAUUCUUGCUGGGAAACGUGAGCAUUAUAGGAUUAGAGACGGGAAUUUGGAGUUGGAAAGGGAUGGUGGUAAAAGAAGUAGAGAGAGUAGUUAUGAGUUUAAUAGGACUCCAAGGAAGCAGUUACAGAAAAAGAGUGCUCUACUUAGGCUUCAAAAGCCUAGUUAUAGGAAUAGAGAGGAUGAGAGAGUGCAUUAUUCGAGUUAUGCUGAUUAUACUAAAUCUAGUCCUUUUAGAGGUAAACAUCAGGAAUCCGGUUAUUUAAGAGGCAAAGAUAAAGAUAAGGUCUUGCAUGCAGAUCGUGGGAUGGUAGAGGGAGCAAGAGAGAGAAGCCCAGUAGAGCUUGAUGUUUCUUUUAAGUCUAAUUCGUUGGUAGCCAAGGCAAUUUUGACGCCGACUUUAAGUUCUGCAGGUGCUUCUGAAAUGAAUUUGACACCUAGGAAUAGAAAAGUUAGGAAAGUGUUGGUCCCUGCUAAGGAUAAGGAUAGUUUGAAUUCGUCAAUGCAUAAACCCAACAAGGUUGCAUUGGGAUUGGACGAAGCUGCAAGUGUUGCAAAUAAAGCGUCCAGUUCUAACAAGGAGCUAAAGAAGUCUAAAGAGGUAGUUACAGCUUCUGGUAUUACUAAUGUGCGAGAUAGUAGCUCACUGCCUAUGAAGAGGACUGUGUCCCUUAGAAGUGGAACCAAUCUUGUUUCUGGUAAAACAUCUUCACUCAAGGGUGGAAAGAAGAAAAAAGUUGUUAAGAGAGUAGUGAAGAAAGUUGUAAACCAUAAGUCAACUUUAUCAAGUUCACAGCCAUCAAAAAUUUGUGAUGAACCUGUGAAAGCUGAUAGCUUUGCCUAUAAUCCAACUGAACCCAUUGACCCUGACAAGGCUGCUACUGUGGCUGACAUUGUUGAUCCACAGCCUUGUCCAAAUGAAGCUACAGCGAUGCCUAAGAAUGACAAGGUGGAGAGAUUUGAUAAGUUUAUGGAAUCAGGGCUGGUUGGCGCUGGUUUAGAUUCUGGUAAUUUAUUUGUAUUUAAUAUCAAUGGAAAUAAGAGCCGCUCAGCUUCUCCCUCAGGCUUUUCAAAUCACGAAGAAACCAAAUUUGGUGAGAGUUUUAUAAAUGGUGAUUGUGACAAAGGCUUGCAUGCUAUUGCAGAUACUGAAAACAGUUUAAAGAAAUCACUAGAUGAAACAUUUAGAUCCGAUAUUGGUGGUGUUGAAGAUGUCAGCAAGCAGCCUUGUCAGAAAGGAGAUUCUUGCUUGUUUGAGGACAAUGCUGUGAGGGGAUCUCUCAAAGUUUUGGAUUAUAUAGAAGGCAAUACUGAUUUUGGUUCAUUAAGUUCAGAGAAAACAAUAAUUCAUGAAGGUCCUAUGAAUACUUGUAUGCCUUUGAUGGGGUUAGAUACUGCUUCAAUGAACUCGCAAGAGAGAAUUACAGUUUUUGACGCGGGGGCAUCUGAUGUUGGUUGCAAGGAGCCCUGCAGAAAUCUAGGUAGUCCAUCAGCUGAGAAUGGCAUCACCGAUCUACUUCAGGGUGCUAGUUUCCCUGUAGUAACCAAUAGAAGUUUCUCUGUAUCUAUUUCAGGGGAAACAGGAAUUCAGAAUGAUGUCAUACGACCCAAUCAGGGAGUAGGGGCCAUUUUGGUUUCUCCCAGCUGCUGUACCAAUUCAAAAGAAAUUAAUAUUUCUGUCCAUGGAACUGGUGAUGAUUUUAGUGAGCAGCUAUCUCAAGAUGGGGUUACUAAAACAUUGGAGAAUGCUUCCAUCGGAGGUUCUCUAGAUACCAAGGUUUCUGCAGGUGGCAGUGACGAGGAUGCAACUGACAUUACGAAGAAUGAUAAAAAAAUUGAAGUUCGUCAGUUAGAUUUGUCAAGGACAGAUGUAUCUUACAUGCAUUUGGAUCCUGCAAAUAUGGUCACCAGUACCUCUGCACAUUGGGUGGAUAAAACCUUGAGAUUAUGUUUUGAAGACAGUGCUACAGCUGAGUGUACAUUUUCUGGCUCCCAAUUUGUGGGUGUUGGCUCACAAUCUUGUAAUAUCGUCAGUGUCCUUCAUGAGGGCAGUUUAACAGAUGUUUCAGCGGGUAAGGAUUCUGUCAGGAGGAGUGAUGAUGUUGGUCCAAGUAAUGUUUCACCAAGGAAUGAAAAGAACAGAAAGUUCUCUGCUCCUCAACUGGAAUUGAAUUCUCCACAAAAAUCUGACGCUGACGAGGGACCUGUAUUUGCAGGUAACUCUACAUCAGUUAUGGAAGUGCCCUCCAAUUCUGGUGAUGGUCAUACACUGCCAGAAGAGGAAGCUGUAGUGUCUGAUAUGGAUUUUCUGUGUACUUCUGACUUUCUGCCUGCACAGAAGCGGAUCACUGCAUCGCUUGAAAAUUGUUCAGCAGGAGAGCACACGGUGGCUGCAGUCAAAGAUGAUGCAUUUGAAGAUGAUGGUCAAAAAGAUGUUAAAUCUCAUUUUGCUGUUGAGAAACUGGCGGUUACAAAAGUGACAUCCCGUGAUCUAGUUGUAUUGGGAGGCAAGGACAUCAUAAAUGCUACUCCAGUUGUGGUUGGAAGUAGCAAUCCAAAUGACUCUAUGGAUGUUGAUGCUGGUGAGGGAGACAAAAUGGAUGUUGAUGCUGCAGAGGAGCAAGUUGUUAUUGACGGUGGGAUUGAUCCGUGCCAAAUCCCUUCAAAACUUCAGACACUGGUCUUGACUGAAAAAUUGCCAGGUAUAGAUGUGGAGGAUAGUGAUUUUCAUGGUGUGAAGAACAAUUCGCCUUGUAUGUCAAACUACCUAUCUUCAUUUGAAGAUGGCUUUGGAGUUUCUACUAUCAAUUCAAGUGAGGAACUUAUGGCGUUUGUACCUGAGACACUGUCUGAUAGGGGUUUUCCAGAAACCUUGCCUGAUGUCCUGGGCACAUCAUUGAGCAAAAAUCCAGUUGAAAAGGUUCAUGGGUAUCAUGAUAAAAUUCUAGCUGAGAGGCCUGCAAUUAAUGUUGGUUCUAACUCAUCUAUAUGUACAACAAGUUCACAGAGUGGUAAAAUUGUUUUAAAAUCAGAUCAUGCAGUAGAAGGUGAUCGGCUGUUGGCUCGAAGGACAGGGCAUUUUCCAUCACAGGAUUCCAAAAUAACAACUCGGACGCAGAAUGCUGUGAGUGGGCAAUUAUAUGGAAGGAAGAACCAGACUAAUUGUGCUGUAUCUGAGAUUUAUCCAGGUCGCUCAUCUUUUGUUUUUACUGCUUCAAAGAGUACAGCUUCUUCAUCUCGCAACUCAAAAACUCAAACAUGGCAUCGAACUGAUAGUUCUUCUGAUUCUGCUCCACCAGCAAAAAAGGCAUUCUCGAGCACUGUUCAUGCACAAAUGCAAUUUCCUAGGAAAACUGAUAAGCUCCAGAGCACCUCUUACAUUCGCAAGGGUAACAGUCUUGUUAGAAAACCUAUUUCAGUUGCUCAAUCCCCGGAUCCUCAUGGUUUGAGUUCUUCUGUAUAUCAGCUCAACUCUUCUGGUACUAAUGAACCAAAGAAGAGUACUGGCUCUGACAGUAGAAUUGAUAUUGUGGAUCCGCUUGAUGUUGUGAGAAAAGGAGGCAUGAGUGCUUCUUGUGAGAGACCGAGAACACCACCUCUAUCUAGUGUCCCUAAAAUACCAAAUCAGGCAACUAACGCUUUGGGGGUUCGGGUAUCUUCCCCAUUAGCUGAGCAUCUUCACUCUCUUUCUACUGAAACUGCAACAGCCCCAGCAGAAUUUAUGGAAAGCAAUGAUGUUCCAAAGUCUUCUGACAAUUUGUUGAAAAUUUCAGAAUCUCCAAUAACUCAAAAUAGCCAAAUUAAUAAUUUGGAAUGUAAUGGUGAUCUAAAUGAAGAUAAUAAGGUAGUUUUGGCAAAUGUCAAGAACCUAACAUAUUUUAAGAGAAAAUCAAAUCAGUUGGUUGCAACUUCAAAUCCAUGUGCAUCUUCUGUACAAAAUGCCUGUAACACAUCAUCAUCUGAUAGCUAUUACAAGAGGAGGAGAAAUCAGCUAAAUAGGACUUCACUGGAAAGUCAGGUCAAGCAGACAACCAGCAUCCCUGAUGAAAGUUUGAAUUCAGAGGGACAAACUGCUCUUUACUCUUUUUUCAGUGGAAAUUUUAGUAUGCGACGACUGCGUAAAGUCUUGACAAAGACCCGUAAACCUUCUAAGUUCUCUUUGGUCUGGACACUGCAUGGUGCACAGUUAUCAAAGAAUGAUGGUGAUUCAUUGCAUCAUGGGAAGGUCUUGUCUCAUUUGUUUCCCUGGAAAAGAGCUACGUAUUGGAGAAGUUUCUUGCCAAAACCAUCUUCAAUUUCAAAUCAUAGUUCCUUAUCCUCAAUUGGCAGGAAACUGCUACUGUUGAGAAAGAGGAAUACAGUUUACACAAGGUCAAAACAUGGAUUUUCACUUCGAAAAUCCAAGGUAUUAAGUUUUGGUGGGUCUAGUUUAAUAUGGUCAAAAUCCAUUGAUAGGUACUCAAAGAAAGCUAGUGAGGAAGCUACCUUGGCUGUUGCUGCGGUAGAGAGGAAGAACAGAGAACGGAGAGGUGCUGCCCAUGUUGCUUCUCCAACAAAGAGUAGAAACAGUUCUUCUCGAGAAUGCAUUUUUCGUGUUGGCUUAGUUCGCUACAAAAGGGACUCUUCAAAGCGGACUCUUCAGAUGAUAUCAGGUGAUGAAUCAUCAUGCUCUGGGGCCCUUCAAAAAGAAAAUGAUGCCAAGAAGUCAUAUGUUCCGAGGAGAUUAAUGAUUGGGAAAGAUGAUGGCAGAUAUGUGCGAAUUGGCAAUGGUAACCAGCUUAUAAGAGAUCCCAAGAAGCGAACUCGCAUUUUGGCCAGUGAAAAAGUUAGAUGGAGUUUGCACACCGCAAGAUCACGAUUGGCUAGAAAGAGAAAGUACUGUCAGUUUUUCACAAGAUUUGGGAAAUGCAACAAAGAUGAUGGAAAAUGUCCCUUCAUUCAUGAUUCCUCCAAAAUUGCAGUCUGCACAAAGUUUCUGAAUGGUCUAUGUUUCAAUCCUGAAUGCAAAUCGACUCAUAAGGUCAUUCCGGAAAGGAUGCCUGAUUGUUCUUACUUUUUGCAAGGCCUUUGCACCAAUAAAGACUGCCCUUAUAGACAUGUGUGCGUCAAUCCUAAUGCUUCUAUCUGCAAAGGAUUUCUCAGGGGCUAUUGUGCCGAUGCUAAUGAGUGUCUAAAGAAGCACAGCUACGUCUGCCCAACCUAUGAAGCAACAGGAUCCUGUCCUCAAGGAUCCAAAUGCAAGCUACACCAUCCUAAGAACCGAAGCAAGGAAAAGAAAAGCAAGCGAUCACGAGAUAACAAUGCUCAAGGGCGAUAUUUUGGUUUGAUGCACGCCAGCACUACUGAGCUGAGAAAUCCAGUGCCUGGAAAACUCAAUGUGCUAGAUAAUGGUGCUAUUUCUUUCAAAGGAAGCAUUGCUGAUUAUAUCAGCCUUGAUGUUAUUGAUGAAGUGGUAGAAAAUAUCAUUCCAGCAGAUGAGCACACAGCACUUGGUGAUAGUGAUCCUUUGGAAUUGCAAUUAGGUGAUCUUGAUGAGCUAAUUAAACCUGUCCGUAUAAUGAACAUCUGACGCGAAGAUCACUGGUAGCUCAAAUGUGAAGCACCGAGUUUGUGCGAUUUAUGAAGUCAAUUGUACAUAAGGUAGAUCAGGUUUUAGCAUAUUCUGAUCCUUCAUUGAGCAAUAGAAUGGUCGAUAGGGAAAUGAUUUUGAUGAGGUUACACUGAUUUUGAUGAGCUUGUAACCUUCUGUGCCUGUGCAUGGGGUAUUUGUUAGUUUUCUAUUCGGAACAGGAAUAUCAAUGGCAAAUCCUUCUGUUUUCUCA
This is a messenger RNA of Populus nigra (black poplar), 6756 nucleotides long. RefSeq lists its product as uncharacterized. The transcript is spliced from 10 exons. The record is from RefSeq and is a predicted model, not a curated record. Bases 129 to 6503 code for a protein of 2124 amino acids. Gene Ontology annotation, cellular component: nucleus. Lineage: Eukaryota; Viridiplantae; Streptophyta; Magnoliopsida; Malpighiales; Salicaceae. Gene Ontology annotation, molecular function: metal ion binding.